Molecule: messenger RNA, 3172 nt
Organism: Myodes glareolus (Bank vole)
Lineage: Eukaryota; Metazoa; Chordata; Mammalia; Rodentia; Cricetidae
Source: RefSeq, a predicted model, not a curated record
CCUCUCUCACCGAAAAAGAAACUUUGGCUCUUGGAAGUGUGAAGAUCCGCGUGGGGGAUGGGCAGUGAGUAGCCCUACAACCCCUCCUUGGAGUACCACGUCUUCCCCGGUCGGGGUCGAGCUGGGGUCCGGGCUGGAGGCGGGCCCAGGCCCGGGGCCCUGCCCAGCAGGCGGGCUCAGGCCUCAAUGUCGUAGGAUCUCCUCCUCGGGGCCAAUUCUGCCUCUGGGGCGCACCCGGGUGGCCUUUCCGGGCCCGCAGCUUCCUCCUGCAGUCCAGCCCCUCGCGCUCCCGCCCCCCUCCCUCGGCCCUGGUCUGGCCGGGCCCCGCGACGACGGCGACACCGAGGGUAGCGACGAUUGGGCUGCGUCCCGCCGUGUCCCCGAGUCCCGGGAGUCGGCGCUGCGCGCCAAAGUGACCUGGGCACAGCCUGGACCCCAAGUUUCACCAACCUUGUCUUGCUGGCUACCUGACUUCUUCCCUCUUGGAUUUGGAUGGUCCUGAGGAAUUAGGAAAGUGUUGGGGAGGAACUUUGGAGACAAAGGCCUCUCUUCCUCUUCCACAGGCAGGAGCAGCCAUCCGCCACAGAGAGCCCAGCUGUCAGCUGCCGCACAGGAAGAUGCUGCGUGGAUGGGGCGGCCCCAGUGUGGGUGUGUGUAUGCGCACAGCCCUGGGAGUGCUAUACUUCUGCCUCACAGGAGCUGUGGAGGUCCAGGUCUCUGAAGACCCUGUGGUGGCCCUGGUGGACGCUGAUACUACCCUCCGCUGCUCCUUCUCCCUGGAGCCUGGCUUCAGUCUGGCACAGCUCAACCUCAUCUGGCAGCUGACAGACACCAAACAGCUGGUGCACAGCUUCACUGAGGGCCAGGACCGAGGCAGUGCCUAUGCCAACCGCACAGCACUCUUCCCUGACUUGUUGGUACAGGGCAACGCGUCCUUGCGGCUGCAGCGAGUCCGAGUCACCGAUGAGGGCAGCUACACGUGCUUCGUGAGCAUCCAUGACUUUGACAGCGCUGCUGUUAGCCUGCAGGUGGCAGCCCCCUACUCGAAGCCCAGCAUGACCCUGGAGCCCAGCAAGGACCUGCGUCCGGGGAACAUGGUGACCAUCACGUGCUCCAGCUACCAGGGCUAUCCCGAGGCUGAGGUGUUCUGGAAGGAUGGGCAGGGACUGCCCUUGACUGGCAAUGUGACCACAUCCCAGAUGGCCAAUGAGCGGGGCUUGUUUGAUGUCCACAGCGUGCUGAGGGUGGUGCUGGGUGCUAAUGGCACCUAUAGCUGCCUGGUACGCAACCCCGUGUUGCAGCAAGAUGCUCAUGGCUCAGUCACCAUCACAGGGCAGCCUAUGACAUUCCCCCCUGAGGCUCUGUGGGUGACUGUGGGGCUCUCUGUCUGCCUUGUGGUACUGCUGGUGGCCCUGGCCUUUGUGUGCUGGAGAAAGAUCAAGCAGAGCUGCGAAGAGGAGAAUGCAGGCGCUGAGGACCAAGACGGGGAUGGAGAAGGCUCCAAGACAGCUCUGCGGCCUCUGAAACACUCUGAAAACAAAGAAGACGAUGGACAAGAAAUAGCCUGACUGGGAGCUGCUGCCUUCCCCAGGUGGGGAACCUACUCUCUGGCUGUGUUGAGUCUCAAUGUGAGCCCCACCCCCAACGCAUGGGUUCUACUCCACACCAUUCUUCAAAGGAUGUGGUACAUCGGCCACCCACAGCCUUAUUUCUCUGAUGGACUUGAUUCCCAUCAUCCUGCAGCCUUAUUUUCCCAGUGACACAAUACGCGAGCCAUCCUGCGGCCUUAUUUCUUAUGGACGUGACACACAGACCGCUCCACCUCAGUGUUCCUCUAGAGUCACCCAGUGGCCUUGUUUCUCCAGUGACACCACACGUGAGCCUUCCUUCGACCUUCUCUCUUAUGAACCCACACAAAUCACCCCACCUCCUUGCUCUUCCAAAGUCACACAGACUGUGUAACUGCUGUUAGUCUCCACGGCACAUAACUAACUAUUCAGAUGAACCCCUGCCAUCUUUAUUUGAAGCCAGCUGCACCGUCAUCUCUUGGUUUUUCCCAUGGCCCUGCUACAUCUCACUUACCGCUCCUCAACCUUUGUUCUGACUAGUGUGGAUCCCAUCUCUUCAGCAUCUCCCAAGACUUCGUCCAGACUCACCUGCCCUGGGCUUGGCUUUGGCUGUCUCCCUCCCUGGCUAAGUGUGAUGGGACACUCUCCCCAUCUGUACACACAGGUACAGUGACACUUGCGGCUGCACGUGCUGGGACACGUACAGACUUGCCUUGCAUGGUGUCCUCUGGCUGCCCUGGGCUGUGCCCAUUCUCCCCACAGGAAGCAGGUACUGGUUGCCCUGGUUCUCAGAGCCCCUCAAGGGGUCAGCCUUCAUCCCUGUGCUUUCCCAAGUUUGGAAUCUUUGAUACUUUUACUUUCUUAGUUAAAUCAAUGUCUGUAGAGCCACCAUAGGGGUCAGUGCUGAAUUGGGUGCCAGGGUCCUGCAACAAAAUCAGAGUCCCUUCCCUCGAGACCUCAGCUUCCAGCUGGGAAAUUGCUUCCUAUUAUACCCAUCUGUGCCCACAGUUUCUGGAUACCUCACUCUCAGCCCACACUAGCUCUGACCCAGGGCCUGGAGAGAGCACAGCCCUUUGCCAUACUUGGAGAACUGGGUGUUUCUAGAAUUUUUCUAGAUGUGGACUGAAAGGCAGGUGGCCACAGCCAUGCAGACCUGGAUGGGGGCAGCAGCCUAUGUCAUACUGGGACCGUCUCAACAGCUGGAGCCCUUGAGGACAAGAAAGGACUGCUCCUUACCAUGGUGCUAUUCUGGAGCUGGGGCUUGUUCCUGGCCUGUCUCUGACAGCCCUGGCUUCUUGCAGAGCAGAACUUCUGGUGUCCCCUUGAAGGCAUCUCUCCCACCCCAGUACUAGAGAAUGUGAGGAUAAUCUACAUGGACCCUGGCCAGGUGUCAUAGUGCACGCCUUUAAUCCCAGCACUUGGAAGGCAAAGGCAGGAGGAUCUCUGAGUUUGAGGCCAGGCUGGUUUAUGGCGCAUGUUCCAGAAUAACUGGGGCAACACAGAGAAACCAUCUCAAAAGACAAAACAAAAAUAAAAUAAGAAGCAAAUAUGAGACUCUGUUAAUGGGGUGCACUGUGGGAGAAAUAAAUGCCUUUGUCUUUCAA